CAUAAUUAUUAUUAUCAUUAUUAUAUUAAGGUAAUGUAACAUGCAAUGGGCCAAAAGCCGAGCUGCUUAGGGUUAUAAUUUCUCAAUCGAUUCUCUUCUCAACUUUUCUAUCAAUCCUCGCGAUUAGCUUCUCCGGGAGGCACACAGAUUGGUAUGUUUAGUUUGGAACUCGCAUUGUUUUGUGAAAUUGGAUCUUAUUAUGGCUUGCUUCUCCUUUUUGUUGCACCAGACCCUUCCUUUUUUAUCUAAAAAUUUGUAAAAGAUUCAUGGGGACUUAUAAUGUUGUGUCACCUGAGAUUAUCUUGAAACAUGAUGAUUAUCGCCUUUUUUUAUUAUAUUAUCUGUAAACUAAUAUAUUAGUUCUUACUACGUACUGCUCCCUUUCUUUUCUCAUUUUUGUGAUGGAUGUGCCCUGUCCUGUGUAAUGCUUAAAUUUGCCUCCCUUUUUUUGAUAUAAGUCGUGAGCUAAUUUCAAGAAGUUCAUUUCUUGAUAUUUUUGCACCACCACACCAUCAUUAGCCUCAUAAUUAUAAUUCGGAAAUCUCUUUUUGCCUUUCUCUGUUUGUACUGCUGAUAAUAUCAUUAGUCCUUAGAAGACUUUCACAUUGUGACCACCUUGAGUCUUAUCUCAUCAAAUUAAGAAUCAUGUUCUGAAACUCCUUUUGCCUUUGACUUUGUUUCCUCCUUUCAAUAUGUGUAUACUUCUUCCCAUGAAUUCUUCUGGCCCCUGUGCCUUCUCCACAGUUAGCCUGCAAGCUUGUUUACUUAGAUACAUAAGAUGCCAAGGGCAAAGGGAAAUGCUUCAGCAGCUUCUGAACCAGUCAAACCUGAAAACUCAAUUGAGUCUGAUGAGAGGGUUGAUCUAGAUGGAGAAGAUGAUCUUGAGGAGGUGAUGGACGAAGAGGUAGAGUAUGAAGAAGUAGAGGAGGUGGAAGAAAUAGAAGAGGAAGAAGUGGUGGAGGUGGAAGAAGAGGAGGAAGAAGAGGAGGAGGAGGGGGGCAAUGAUAAUGGUGAUCGAUCUAAUGCCCAAAAAAGCGUCACAGGUAAUAUCACAGAGCUUGAAGGUGAGGAUGAGAGGAAAAAACGUGCUGAACUUCUUGCCCGUCCUCCUCAUGGUUCUGAAGUAUACAUAGGUGGCAUUCCUCACAAUGCUUCUGAAGAGGAUUUGAGGGGGUUUUGUGAGUCUGUUGGAGAAGUCACAGAGGUUCGAAUGAUGAAAGGCAAAGAUUCAAAUGAGAACAAAGGCUUUGCAUUUGUGACCUUUAGAAAUGUUGAUUUGGCCUCUAAAGCCAUUGAUAAGCUGAAUAAUACUGAAUUCAAGGGUAAAAGAAUUAAAUGUUCAACAUCUCAAUCAAAGCAUCGGCUAUUCCUUGGCAAUGUUCCCAGAAACUGGGAACUGGAAGAUUUGAGGAAGGUUGUGAUGGAGGCUGGGCCUGGAGUCACUGCUGUGGAAUUGGUUAAGGAUAUGAAGACAAGUAAUAACAGGGGCUUUGCUUUCAUUGACUACUAUAAUAAUGCAUGUGCUGAGUAUUCAAGGCAGAAGAUGAUGAACCCAAAAUUUAGACUGGGCAAUAAUGCUCCUACUGUAAGCUGGGCUGAUCCGAAAAAUGCUGAUUCUUCUGCUUCUUCACAGGUUAAGGCAAUAUAUGUAAAGAAUUUACCAAAGAAUACAACCCAAGAUCAGUUGAAGAAGCUAUUUGAACACCAUGGAGAAAUUACAAAAGUGGUUUUGCCACCCGCGAAGUCUGGCCAGGAGAAGAAUAGAAUUGGUUUUGUGCAUUUUACAGAGAGGUCUAGUGCUAUGAAAGUACUGAAAAAUACUGAAAAAUACAAACUAGAUGGCCAAGUUUUGGAAUGUUCUCUUGCAAAACCUCAGGCAGAUCAGAAGUCUGUUGGAGUGUCAAAUUUACCAAAGUCACGUCUACUUCCAAGUUAUCCGGCUGGUGUUGGAUAUGGUUUGGUGGGAAAUACCUUUGGUGUUCUUGGAGCAGGUUAUGGUUCUGCUGGCUUUGCACAGCCAUUGAUCUAUGGAAGGGGACCAACACCUGCUGGUAUGGCAAUGAUGCCAAUGCUUCUUCCUGAUGGUCGGAUUGGAUAUGUCCUGCAGCAGCCUGGAGCACAACCACACUCCCCAUCUUCACGUCAGAGAAAUAAUAGCAGGAAUGGCAGCGGAGGUGCAAACAGAAGUGGUGGCAACUCUGGUAGGGCUAGACAAGGCAAUGAGGGUAGCAAUGGUGGGCAUAGGUAUCGUCCUUAUUAAUUUCUAAUUUUCUAAGGUUGUGGUCCUAGAGAGAAGUAUCUGCAUUCCUGUCUCAUCGUUCUGAUUAUGAUAACAACAAUACAUUUGUAUAACAUUGAAAUUUUACGUUUGCUUGUAAUUAUAGAUGAUAUUGGGUUUUCAGUGCCA
Messenger RNA from Hevea brasiliensis (rubber tree), 2407 nucleotides. Its product is annotated as heterogeneous nuclear ribonucleoprotein Q. The record is from RefSeq and is a predicted model, not a curated record. Gene Ontology annotation, cellular component: nucleus. The coding region runs from base 779 to 2260 and encodes 493 amino acids. The transcript has 9 exons. Gene Ontology annotation, molecular function: mRNA binding. Lineage: Eukaryota; Viridiplantae; Streptophyta; Magnoliopsida; Malpighiales; Euphorbiaceae.